GUAUUUUGGCUUUUGUUCAACAUGUACAUCCAGUGGAUAGUCCUGUUCUGCAGUUUUGGCCUGAUCUUCUCCGGAUGGAUACCGGAGCGGAUUGUGGGAGGAGAUAAGAUUUCCAUUUCAUCCGUUCCCUGGCAGGCUUCCCUUCAGAAAAACGGCGAACACCAUUGCGGAGCGGUCAUCUACAACAAUGAGAUAGUUAUCACUGCUGCCCACUGCGUCCUAGAAGAAAAUCCUUCCAGUCUGACUGUGAGAGUGGGAUCCUCGCUCUCCAACUCCGGCGGUCAGCUGGUAAAGGUGUCCCGUUUCAUUGCCCACGAAGACUAUCACUGGCCCAAAGAUUUUUCCCACGACUUGGCCGUAAUUCGACUUCAAAGACCUCUUCGAUUCAAUAAGAGGGUCAACAACAUUCCUCUGGCCAGCAGUUCACCAGCAGCAGGAACACCGGCUUUGGUUUCCGGAUGGGGAACUAUAGGCUGGAGAUGGCCGACGUCUAGAUCCCUACUUAGCGUCACAUUGCCCAUUGUCGACCAUUUUAGCUGCUGGAAAGCCUACAACGGAAAUAUUACCGACGACAUGAUCUGCGCCGCAGCUCCGGGUAGAGAUGCCUGUUCCGGGGACUCUGGAGGCCCCUUGGUUUCCAAUGGCCAGCUCGUGGGCAUUGUGUCCUUUGGAGCGGAAUGUGCUCACCCCAAAUAUCCGGGAGUCUAUGCCGAUGUGGCUAAGCUAAGACCUUGGAUCCUCCAGGCAAUUAAUACAAUUUAAUUUGCCAAGCAAGCUGCUUAUUAACAAAUUGAAAAGAAUUAAUUGACUUUUGAGAAUUUUUAACUAUUUUUCAGUCUUAACCAACUUAAACGAUUAUUGUGAAUUUCAAUUCAAUAUUUUUCUGUCUCAACCAACUUUAAUAUAAAUUUGUAAAAAAUAUUUCAAAUCAAGUAAAUAAAGUUCAAUUAUAACACUAAA
This is a messenger RNA of Drosophila kikkawai, 960 nucleotides long. RefSeq names its product trypsin beta-like. Gene Ontology annotation, biological process: proteolysis. Gene Ontology annotation, molecular function: serine-type endopeptidase activity. Lineage: Eukaryota; Metazoa; Arthropoda; Insecta; Diptera; Drosophilidae. The record is from RefSeq and is a predicted model, not a curated record.